This is a messenger RNA of Dracunculus medinensis (Guinea worm), 234 nucleotides long. The record is from the annotation of a GenBank genome assembly. Lineage: Eukaryota; Metazoa; Nematoda; Chromadorea; Rhabditida; Dracunculidae.
AUGAAAGUUCAAAUCUUAGCAAGCAACGAAAUAUGCGUCAAAUCUUAUGGUGGAAGACGUAGAACAUGCUCUAAAAAUCAGGAGAUUCCAGGAACCUUAGAGAUUUCUAUCCAAAGAAGCAUUCAAAGAAGCACAUUGCCAGGAACAGCUAAGAUACUUCACAGAUCCCUCAAUCUUUCAGGCCUUGGUCGAAGACUUGAGGAUGGACGAUCAUGUGAUACUUUAUCCGUUUGA